Messenger RNA from Symbiodinium sp. CCMP2456, 540 nucleotides. Lineage: Eukaryota; Dinophyceae; Suessiales; Symbiodiniaceae. The record is from the annotation of a GenBank genome assembly.
AUGAAGGAGCCGGGCGUCCGGGAGUACGCUCGUGAGAACUACUCCGACAAGUUCUCCCUUCUGGUAGAAGUCGGUGCAAGGCACAUGACCGGGCAGAUUGACGUGCCCAUGCUCAUGCGCGCUGCCAUCGCGAACAACCACUAUGAGAUACCUGGCGAAGCAGGGCCUUUGAGGUAUCAGUCUCCAAAGCUGACCCGGGAAUGGAUUCCAGGGCGCGGUCGGGGCAUGAUUGCUUCAGAAGACAUCGCGGCAGGUGAGCUUUUGAUUUGCGAGCGGCCAAUGGAUCUCGUGCGACCGGGAGACAGCGAUUGGGCUUACGGAGCAAAUUUGGAGGAGGUGUUGACGCAGCGCUUGACCGCAAGGUGCCUCAACGAGGCGCAGCUGAUGGAAGACGUUUGCACACUUUUUGAUGGCCAGGAUCCUGCUGGUCCAGGUUGGGUGCCCCAUUCUUGGCAGACCGAGGACUUUGCGGUGCCGAUGCCUAGGGGUGCUGGCACUCCGGUGCUGGAGCAUCGUUUGGGCAGAGCCUUCUCGCAAUAG